This is a messenger RNA of Megalobrama amblycephala (Wuchang bream), 3891 nucleotides long. RefSeq names its product zinc finger protein 34-like. Bases 98 to 1504 code for a protein of 468 amino acids. NCBI's taxonomy places the organism in Eukaryota, Metazoa, Chordata, Actinopteri, Cypriniformes, Xenocyprididae. The record is from RefSeq and is a predicted model, not a curated record. The transcript has 2 exons. Gene Ontology annotation, cellular component: nucleus. Gene Ontology annotation, biological process: regulation of transcription by RNA polymerase II. Gene Ontology annotation, molecular function: DNA-binding transcription factor activity, RNA polymerase II-specific; RNA polymerase II cis-regulatory region sequence-specific DNA binding.
UGCUCGCGUGUCUUUUAAUUUGCUGAGCGUUUCCUAAAAGGAAACACGUCACGAGUGAGCAGGACCCAGAGCAGCUCUUGUGUUGUUCUUCAUAGUAAUGUCAUGUUCAGAGUGUUUUGAGAGCGACAUGAGCUCCGCGGGGAUGAUCCAGACUCAGAUCUCCGCGAUCAUGACCGUGCUGGCGAAGGCGGCGGUGGCGGAGAUCAGUCAGCUGCUGGAGGAAGAGGCUGCUGCUCUUCAUCAGGAGAUCCGGAGGAGAAACGAGGAGAUCCAGGGACUGAAGACUCGACUGAUGCUCACGGAGACUGAACUACAGAGAGUCAGUGCAGAGUCACAGAGAUGCUCCGUCGGCGUUCAGGUGGAGAUCAUGAUGGACACGAGUGUAACGGCCCAUUCUCGGGAAGCUCAGGCUGAGAAGGUCAUUGUGAAGAACCUCUCAGAGGAGAAACCUCACUUUUCACAUUCGGCGGACGUGAAUUCACAGCAGCUGAAACAAGAAGAGUCUGUAACGCCACUGAAGGAGCCUGUGGAAGAGGAGCUCAGCAGACUGGAGUUUGCGAUGAAGCUCGAACAGGUGGAAGAACUUGUGGAUCAGACACCGAAUCAAGUUCAGGCGGAGCAGAAGCGUGAAGGACAAAACAACUGUGAUGACGGAAACUCUCAUUUAUGGUCUUCAGGGAAAGCAUUUGACCAUCCUGAAAGUCUUAUGAAGUCUGAGCAAAAUUUCCAGAAUUUAACAGAUCCAUAUGUGAUGAUGGAGGAUCCGAUGACUACGUCGACUCAGUCCGGUUUAUUGGCUCCCGGUGUUGUUCUGGAGAACGAGAGCUUUGGCGCUGCAGACGUUGAGUACGGCUUGAAUCUUCAGGAUUCCCACAGACGCUCAACCAGAUCUGACUUGGCGCCAUUUAACAGACUUCCAUCCUCACAUUCAAGCUCGUGUUUGCCCAAAGCGCUCACACGGAGGCCGUGUGCAGGCGGGCAGAUGGGCCCCAAACCCUUCCGAUGUGAGGAGUGUGGCAAGGGCUUCAAGCAGAAGACGCGGCUCAUAACACACAGACGAGUGCACACGGGUGAAAAGCCAUUCCGGUGUGAGGAGUGCGGCAAGGGAUUCUCAGAGAGGAAGAGGCUGACAACUCACAGACUAGUGCACUCGGUUGAAAAACCCUUCCGGUGUGAGGAAUGCGGCAAGGGAUUCACGCAAAGAACGUGGCUCAUAACACACAGACGAGUGCACACGGGUGAAAAACCCUUCCGGUGUGAGGAGUGCGGCAAAAGCUUCUCGGAGAGGAAGAGGCUGUUAACUCACAGACUAGUGCACUCGGGUGAAAAACCCUUCCGGUGUGAGGAGUGCGGCAAAGGCUUCACGGAGAGGAAACGGCUGUUGACUCACAGAGUAGUGCACACGGGCGAAAGACCCUUCCGGUGCCCGCUGUGUGAUAAGACCUUCUCCAGACAGGACAACUGUCUCAGACACAUGCGCUUGCACAGCGGACAGAGAAGAUGAACAUGGACAUGACCGCACUCACACGAGGUUUUCCAUAUGUCUCAAAGUUAGAUUUAUACAAAGAUAUUUUUUUUUGCGCCAUAUCUUGGUUUUUGGAACUUUUUUUUCCUUUUUAAUUUGGGUGGCAUCUUUGCCCCAAACCCCUGUUAAUUUCUACCCCUGGUGUGUGAUGGCGGAGAAAAAGAGCCUUGCCCUCUUCUUUUUGUAAGGCACUUUUUAAAUGAAACUGGUGAAACAUAGCAAAAGCCGCUACUGGUGCAAUGUCAAGUAUAGGGAUUGAUCGUAGUUGAUCUGUACAGACCAGGUGAUUCUGUCAAGUUUUGGCAAAGAUUGAAAGUUUAGCAUUUGCACGUGUUUUAGGUCCUGUCAGUAUCUUGAUUCCCUCUAUGAAAACAAUCACAUGUUGUAGAACAUUCCUGAGUGCCACAAAUGUUCUUUUUCUAAAGUUUGCAUGCCUGUAACUCAAGAAGUAUCGAAGAUAUCUCGCUAUGAUUUUACAUUCUGGUUCUUGGCAAACUUUUCUUUUGGUAUGUUCAUUUUUAAGGCCCUAUAUGUUUCAAUCCCAUAGAUAUGGCAAUCUCAAUGCAGCUCCAUGUCCAAAUUGUUGUAACCAUUUUUAAUGGUCGUAAACCAAAUGUACAGUUUAUACUUAUUGCUUUUAAAGGGGAAUGUCUGAAGAAUAAAUCAUGUUGAAACUAGAAAUGCAUCUUGUUUCCCUCUAUCAAAACAAUUGUAUAGAACAUUCCUGUCUGAGUGCCGCUGAAAUGGUCAAUGUUGAGGAACAUUAACUUGCUCUUAGUAUUCUGUUCAUAAAAUUCUAGGUUUUAAUCCAUUUCAGAGAUAUUUCGAAGAAGGGAUUUUGUUCAUUUUAACAGCUUCUGAAGCUACUAAGAGUUUGAAUCAUAACUACAUGUUGUAAACAAGUUUCAUGCCUCCUAGGAGAGUGUGUUUGCUCUCCACACACAUUGAAUUCACAUCAAUAAACCAUGUUUGGCCUCACCUGGAUUGUUUAAUUAUUACAAUUUCCUAUUGUUAUGACAUUUGGUGGAAUCACUGAUAAUACCUCAAACUUUGAAACAUUAAAGGGUUACUGUUCUUAUUUGCAUUUAUGUGGUCAUAACUGGAUAAAAACAAUCACAUUUGGUUUUCAACCAUUGAAAAUGGAUCAACAAUUUGAACAUGGAGCCGCAUUGAGAUCCCAAUAUCUCUGGAAUUGAACCAUAUUGGGCCUUAAAAAUUAAGUUUCCAAAAGAGAAGUUUAUUAAGAACCAGAAUGUAAAAUCAUAUUGAAAUAUCUUUAAUACUUUUUAAGUUACAGGUAUACAAACUUUGGAAAAAGAACAUUUAUGGCACUCGGGCAGGAAUGUUCUACGCAAUGGUUUUGAUAGAGGGAAACGAGAGACAGUUGUAGUUUGAAUGUUAUUUGUUCUUCAGACAUUCCUCUCUAAAAGAAAACAAAGUAUAUGCUGUAUACAAAGUGACCCACAUUUGGUUUUUGACCAUUGAAAUGUGUACAAUUCAGCAAUUUUUGGUUGCAGAAUGUGGUUCGCAUGUUUUAAUAACUGCUCAUCCAUCCGUGGAAAUUUUGUCUCUUAAAUCUGCUUUGAUUUUUCUGAAACAUACAGCAAAAGUAAUACUGUCUCUUUUUACUCCAGAUAACACAUUGCAACAUUCUAGUGGUUUCCGUCAGUUACACUUGGAAGUUUCAUUGUACGUGAAUAUUUAAUGAGGGUGGUGCUAUUGAGAUUAUGAUUGGUUGUCUGUAACUAAAAAUUUUAAUAUGUAUUUUUUUGUGCCUCAGUUCAGAGUCUGCUUUGUUUAAACUAGCGGUUUCAAAUUGCAGUUGCGAAACUGCGCUUAACCCAGAGUUAAAAAAUGUCCCAGGUUUUUUAAAGUUAAGUUAACCCAGGGUUAAGUGCAGUGUGAGCAACUGAUCCGUUGAGCGACGCUGACAGUGUGAAUACAUUUACCUGCUUAUUGAUGCAUUUCUGCAGUUGAGCUGUGCUAUUUAUGAUUUUUAAUGUUUAUUCUUUCCACAUUCACAUUUCUGCAUCACAUUUUUUUCUCAUUAAACACUCUUAUAUUCAAAGUUAAUGGACUUAUUAACAGCUUCAUUUCUGUUCAUGACUGUCUUAAUGGGAAUAUUCAUGUACCAAUGUGAGAAAAAUACACACAUAUUGGCUAUGAUUUUGAAUACUAUUAAAAAAUAUUAUUUGUACAGCGAUCUUAUUUUGUACAUAAUCCAAUAUUAUGAAAUUACCAUUUCAAAGAGAACAAAGUUUUAUAUAUUUUAGAUCAUGGGAGUUAAAUGGGUUGCAAAUGUGGUUUCAUGUUUUUUAUUUAUUUAUUGUUAAUAACAACCAAAAUAAACAAUCAGGUUAAAAUAA